UGGAAACAGAUCUGGGGGGGGGAAAGAAAAAAAAAAAAGAAGAAAGAAACUUUUCCAGGCAAGAAAGUGAAGCUCUCCAGCUGUCUUCAUCAUGCCUCUCCAAGAAGUCUGCUUCAGGCUUUGAAAGUCCUCUAUAGUGCCAAGCAGAUAUAAAGCAUUCAUAACCACCAAAAGAACAGAGAGAAGGAAUACAAGACCAGUCACUGCAGUGAUGAAAGAUCUGGAUCUUAUCACAGGAACAGUGCCACCCCCUGGCCCACCUUACCAAAUGUGUCCCUGACUGCAUGCAGCUGCUGAUGAACCAUGUUCAACCCAAUGAACCCACCAGUGAGCAAUUAUGUGGAACAUUGCUACCUUCGACCCCUCCAUGGACAAGGGCAGCCCAGCACCAUGGUGGAAGGAAUCAAUGAACUGCCAUACUACCAUCAAACCAACUCAGUGGGGAGUCAUCAUACCUAUGGCAUGGGGCCUGGAGUUGAACAUCCUUCUCAUACGGACGGUACUCGCUUUUCUACACCCCGAAGCACAGCCAAGUUGACAAAGAAAAGGGCACUAUCCAUCUCCCCACUCUCAGAUGCCAGCAUUGACCUGCAGACUGUCAUCCGCACCUCUCCCAAUUCCCUGGUGGCUUACAUAAACUCUCGCUGCGCCUCAGCAGGGGGCUCCUACGGACAUCUCUCCAUAGGUACUGUAAGCCCUUCCCUUGGGUUCCAGAGCCCCAUGGGCCACCAGAAAUCUCAGGGAAUGUCAUUUGGCCACAACCCACCAAUGGUCCCCUGCAGCUCUCAUGAACACAUGCCCAGUCGACCAGGGAUGAUGCACCCUAUGCCACCUCCCCGUGGGAUGCUGAAGCACUGCCAGCUGAAAUCAGAGCCCAGCCUGGGCAGCCCUCUGGAUGCCUUGAGCACCAAGUGCCUGGAGGAGUGCUCGGAGGGUGACAUUUCCAGCCCAGCCUCAACGGGGACACAGGAUCCCUUACUCGGCAUGCUGGAUGCUCGGGAUGAAUUGGAGAAGGAAGAUGGGAAGGUGGAGACUGAAGUGGUGUAUGAGACCAAUUGCCACUGGGAAGGGUGCUCCAAAGAGUUUGACACCCAAGAACAGCUGGUGCAUCAUAUUAAUAAUGAACACAUUCAUGGGGAGAAGAAAGAAUUUGUGUGCCACUGGAGAGACUGUUCACGGGAACAACGACCCUUCAAGGCUCAGUACAUGCUGGUUGUCCAUAUGAGGCGCCACACAGGGGAAAAGCCCCACAAGUGUACAUUUGAAGGCUGCAAUAAAGCCUACUCACGGCUGGAGAACCUCAAGACCCACCUGCGUUCCCACACGGGUGAGAAACCAUACGUCUGUGAGCAUGAGGGUUGCAAUAAGGCCUUCUCCAAUGCCUCGGAUCGGGCCAAGCACCAGAACCGGACACAUUCCAAUGAGAAACCUUAUGUCUGUAAGAUCCCAGGCUGCACCAAACGCUACACAGACCCCAGUUCACUGCGCAAGCAUGUUAAGACGGUGCAUGGUCCAGAUGCCCACGUCACCAAGAAACACCGUGGAGACACUAUGCCCACCAGCCGGACAUUGGCCCUCCAUGGUGACCUGAAGCAAGAAAAGGAUAGUGAGGGCAGGAAGGAAGAUGGCAAACUCGUGGUGCCUGACUCUAAUUUGAAACCACAGCCCAGCCCUGGGGGUCAGUCAUCCUGCAGCAGCGAACGCUCCCCCUUGGGCAGUGCAAAUAACAACGACAGUGGGGUGGAAAUGAAUGCAAACACAGGAGGGAGUUUAGAGGACUUGUCGGCACUAGAGGAGCCCUCGGAGCCCAUGAGCAACUCUGGGCUGUCAGCACUUCACAAGCUGGAGAACCUGCGCAUUGACAAGCUCAAGCAUCUGCGCAAGCCCCUCUCAGGAAAGGGUGUCAAGCUGCCCUCCAUCCCAGGAACAGGCUCUGCAAGAGAGAUGCCUGGCCUGUGUGGGCCACCUUCUGCUGUCUCUCACCGGCGCAUCAUGGAGUUGUCGUCCAGUGAUUUGCCCUCACUGCCCCUGCCAGGUGAACGCCGUGGGAGUACCACCAGUACUGUCAGUUCUGCUUACACGGUCAGCCGUCGCUCUUCCAUGGUGUCACCGUAUCUGCCACCAGGGGGUGCCCCUAAUGGGUUAGGCCCACAUGACCCAUAUGACCCCAUCUCUCCUGAUGCCUCCAGGCGCUCCAGUGAGGCCAGCCACUGUGGGGGUCUUCCAGGGCUGGGACCCCUGACCCCAGCCCAGCAAUACCGUCUCAAGGCCAAAUAUGCUGCUGCAACGGGAGGGCCACCUCCAACUCCACUACCCAGUACAGAGAGGGCGGCUCAGUUCAGCCUCAUGGGAGACUACCCAGGCUCAGGCAUGCCGCCAUUCAUGCGUAGGCACAGUGCCAAUGAGUACCACAGUUACAGCACUGGUCUCCUCCAUCCCCACCUGGCAAUGAGCCAAAAUGCACGGCGAGCCAGUGAUCCUGCCCAGACAGUGGGUGAGGCCCAUCCAAUUCCUAGGGUGCAACGAUUCAAGAGUCUCAGCAACAUGAGCCCAGCAGGCAUUAGCAGAGCCACCGGGCAAGCAAUAGGGGGCUCAGAUGCCAAUCUGCAGCGCCACAUCUUUUCACCACGACCGCCUAGCAUCAGCGAAAAUGUCUUUUUGGAAGCUGCAGCCAUCGAGAGUGCCGGCCCAGUUGCAGAGCAAGAACUGUUGGAGAUGGAACCUUACCUGGGCUACCAGGACCAGAACUAUUCCUGCCAAACCCUGGGCAUGGAGCUACAGGGCACUGUGACCCAUCGAGGCUCACUCAGAGCAAUGGGUGACUUGCAGAUGAAUCCAGCAGCUCACGAGCAGCUGGAGGGUGGCUUUGAGCAGCCGGAUUACAUCCAGUCCCAGUGCCAGAUGAAUAUGGCUUUCCACCCAGCACGGCAGUGGGAAAGUGAUAGCUCAGUGAUGAAUCCCACGCCACCCACUGGUGUGGGGCAGUGCCACUCGGCCCAAUACUCAGUCCCUGUUGCCAAGCACAUGGGAAUGGAGCCUGCUGGUGAAGGCCAGCAAGGGACCUUCCAGUUUGGUCAACCACACAUCAAAGCUGAACAGCAAUUCCAGGCAGCUACUCCAGCUCUUUCCUCCUGCCAGGGCAUGAAGCAGAUGACCUACAGCCAAGCCCAACCUGCCUGUGGAGGAGGAGGAGCAGGAGCAGGAGCUGGAGGCAAUGGGUACCCACCAGAGAGCCAACUGGGCCCUUGCUUUGGCAUGGGCCAGCCCCCUGGCCAGAGAUCCCAAACCCCGAUGCUGCAGGUGAAAGAGAUGAUGGUGCGGAGCUAUGUCCAGUCACAACAGGCCCUUAUGUGGGGGGAUCAUCCAGGCAGCAAUGCAACGAUGGGAAUUGAUGGCUUGGAGAGUGGCCAGUGCCUGCCACACCAGUCUUACCCUGGUCCCAAGUACCCAGCCUAUCCUGCCAAGCCCCCACAAGCAGUAGAAAGCAAAGCACUUUCAACAUCCAGCAGCCAGUGUUACAACCCAGGGCUGGUGCCACAUCCGCCUGGUGGACCCAAGCCACUGGGUCGACAAAACAGCUUGAGCUAUCAAGCUAACCCCUCUUAUGAACCCCCCAACGACGGUGGCCCCCACCGGAUGAUGCGCUUACCCCCUCUCCAUAGCCCUGAAGAAGUUGGAUUUUCCGGAUCAAUGCACAUGCAGCCAGGCAAAGUUGCUGGACCCAAACUAAUGAAUGCCCACCAGCGACACCAUCAGCCCCCCAGCUGUGUGGCCGAGGAUCCAGGUGGGCCUUACACUCCUGGACUGGAUGUCCUCAAAUCGGACUCUUUCUCUUAUCUGCCAGAGGAGCAGGUGUCCAACAGCUUAGAUACCCUGGACUUGGAGAACACUCAUUUGGACUUCACAGCCAUCCUUGAUGACGCAGAAGCCCUCAGCCCCACUUCCCCACCUGGCGGCCCUGCCAACAUGGCCGUGGGGGAUAUGAGCUCCAUGCUGAACUCGCUGGCAGGGGAGAACCAGUUCCUGAACACCCUUUCCUAGUACAGUUAGGCUUACAGGUGUGAUCAUGGGGAGCGGCAGGGGAACUGCUAUGCAACAGAACCAGGUUGGCCAUAAGAAGCAGCAACAGUACCUCCUGUCGGGCUGGACUCCAUCACGGAAAGUUGGGGAAGGGAGUUCUGCAGAGAGAGUGAGUCCAGCUAGUUAUGUCCAGGGUUGGUCAUGCUACCCAGAUGUAUCUGCCAUGCAGCCUCAGACUCACAGAACAAGCUGGGGUCUCCGUUGCUGAAUAAUACACAGGAGCUGGAACUGGAUGAAGAAUGGCUGCAUGUGGGAAAGGAAGUGGAUCCGUUCCACUGUUUCAACUGGUUGAACAAAACAGCAAGAGUUCCCACCCCCCGCCCCCCCAGCCCACUGCUGCUCACCAUCCUGCCUUCCAAAUGAAGCCAGUAUUCUUGAAUAAUAGGCAUCCUGCUCCUAUCCAACAUAAGUGCCUCUUCCUUAGAAUGUUCUAUAUCUUUGGAGGGCAAGAUAAUGUGCACCUCCUGUACUAGGGAGUUUGUUGAUAUGGUUGUGUACACUUGGGCCCAUCCUGCCAUAGAUUCCACCACUCUGUAGGGGAAUGCUUGUGAAAGCAACCUCUGCAGUUCUAAGAAAAUUGCCAACUUCACCUGAGAUUUUGCAAAAAAGAUCUGUAGGCCUUGCACUGGUAGGAAUGUUUCUCCUAUUGGUAGAUCCUUCCUGCAAAAUGAACAGGGAAUGAACAGGGACUGGAGGAAUGAUCGUAUUCUAGAAUUGGCCCUGGCUUCAUUUACCCCACAGAAGCUCUGGAAGCUGGUGGGGUUCAAAGCAUCUGCUCAUAUAGUUAAGUCCUUCUUUGCACAUAGUAGAUACCCUUCAGACCCAUUUGGACUUUUGACUUCUUAUCCUGCAAAGCUUCUAUCCUGGCUGAAGCCUGGCUAGCAAAAGUUAAUCUCUCCUGAGAUUAACUCUCCUGAGCUCCACCUUAAUGUGGGUUUUAGCCCUUAGCUUUCAUCCUGCUGUUCCUGCCAUUACACGUAGUCUGUGAUAUUAUGUUAAAAGCCUUUGUGGGGUCCAGUAUCCUCCCAAAACGCUUGUCCUGGUAUCUUCCACCUGCCAAAUGUUCCAAACAUACUUCUCACCCAUCUUUUGCUAUCAGGGCCAGUCCAAGAUUUUUUCUGCCCAAGACAAAGACCAAGAUACCCCUUUUCCAUUCCAUGUGCAAAGGUUAAACAAACCAACAGUUCAUGUCUUAGACAAGAAUCCUGUUGGUGCACUACAUGAAAGGGUGCAUUUCUUCAAGGAUUAAGCAACUGGUAUAGGAAAGCAGAGAAAAGCUUCCAGCUCUGAACAGCCUGUUUCUCUUAAUGCCAGCUUCCUUCAUGGUCGCUGUGCCUCUUAUCUUCUUCCUUCUCUUUUUUAUGCUAGUAUUGUUACACUGACAUAGUGCAUCUUUCAGCUACACAUCAAUAAUGGUGAUGGGACAGUGUUUUCCCCUGCACUCAAGUGUGGCAGGCUAGUUUAUACACUAUAGGAUAGCCCCUGUAUCAUAUUGAGCCUUGUCUACCAAAAUAUUGCUUCUACCCCUUUCCCUGUCAUGUCCCCUUGGCUCUUGAGGUAUUCUGCCUAAUGGUGGAGCUGGCCUUGUUUGCUGUGGAAUCUGGAGUGUGUCAUUUGGCCAAGUUGCACCAUAGGAUCACUCCACAGAUUAAGGUAUCCACAUAAAUGUCCUACUCCAGCUUUCUGGCCACACACGGGGAUGCAGACAGAUUCUACAUCCAUAACUCUGUAUCUAGAGGACAUACCUGUGUGCAUCUUUAUUGGGUUGGGGCCAAGACGAUUUACACGUACAACCAGAGAUAGAAAAAGAGACAUGUGAAAAAUAUGUGUUCACAAACACAUCUCAUACAUUUGUCAGGGAGCUGGGAUAGGCUGCAGAUACUUGUCCAAUGUACACUCAGAAGGCAGUAUAAAUUUACCAUGAAUGAAUGUAUUAAAGCAUUCUUAGAUGGAGGCUGUGAAAGACAGAUGUCCAGAUAAUCAAAUUCAAAGGUGGAAGAUUAAGAAGCACAUAUAUCACAUAUGAACGCACGCAGACCACAGUGAUGAAAGUGAAGAUGUGAUGCACAAUGCACAUAGUGCCUUAGACCAAAUACUUGUCAAUAACCCAGAAAGUUAAACUAACUUACAAGAAUCAAUAAACUUCCAAGACUUGUAAUCUCCCCAGUUCUCUAAUUGGUCCAGCUGAGAGGAAGUGUCCUUCUGGACCCCAACCAAUUAGGGUUGGUUCACCUAGACAUGAGCAUCACUUGACCACACUGUUGAUAACCACCUGAAUGUGGGAAUGGACCACAUUGAAAUGCGUUGUAGUUGAGGCAGUAUGCAGGCACUUAGGCGCUAGGUAUGUGGCUGACCAGUGUCACAUAUACACAGUACACACACACAGAGCAAAGCGUAGUGUUGCUUUGACUGUAAGAUCCCAUGCAUAUGUGAACUAGGCCUUAAUUAUGAGAAAAAACCUGUGCCCUUCCUCUAGUGUUAAGUCAGAGGAAGGGAUGCCAUUGAAAACCAGUAGAAGAUGGAGGCAGGGACACAUUGUUAAAGGCCAGAGUUGUAAUGGCAGAGUUUCCAGGACAUGCACUACAGAACAUUCACAUCCUUUUAAAUCUCCCAUAGUCCACCCACAUCUCAUUGUCAUGACCAGGUCCUGCCACAUAGGAAAGGGAGGUGCAUGGAUAGCAGCCAGAGAUGGGGAACAGGAGGCCCUGCUGCUACUUUGUUCCCCACUGCAUUUGAGGCAUUUAUAGGUUUGCAGAUUGCAACCUAACCUGGCAGUUUUAGAAGAGAGCAAAGAUCCUUGCUUCUCAACCCUAGCAAGAGGCUGCCAGCACCAGCACUUUGGCUCAUAGGCAGAGAAACACUGGAUGAAUGCAGACAGCCCUCCCAGUGGCUCUUUGCAGAGACUGGGUCCACCAAAUAAGCAGCUGUUACUUUUUACUUGGAUCUAGAUUUCACUAUGUGCAAGGGGAGCUGGCUGGAGCUGUAUUACAUUAGGUAAGACCUCUGGCCUGCAUAGCUCACUGUUGUCUAUUCUGACUGGCAGUGGCAACCCAGUUCAUUCCGAGCCCUGUUUCAGUUAUGUAAGAGUCUUCUAACUGGAGAUGCCAAGGAUUGACCCUCGAACCUUCAUUGUACAAAGUCUGCUCUGCAAACUGUUUUUUUUUCAAGUCCAAAAUCACACAUAGAAUUAUAGAGUUUGAGGAGACCACAAUGAUCAUUCAGUCCAACCACAUUUUGCUAUGCAGGAAUACACGAUCGACACACUCCUGACAGAUGGCCAUCCAGCCUCUGUUUAAAUACCCCUA
Sceloporus undulatus (fence lizard) is the source of this 7385-nucleotide messenger RNA. RefSeq names its product GLI family zinc finger 1 (gene GLI1). Lineage: Eukaryota; Metazoa; Chordata; Lepidosauria; Squamata; Phrynosomatidae. The transcript is spliced from 13 exons. Gene Ontology annotation, biological process: smoothened signaling pathway; regulation of transcription by RNA polymerase II. Gene Ontology annotation, cellular component: nucleus. Gene Ontology annotation, molecular function: DNA-binding transcription factor activity, RNA polymerase II-specific; RNA polymerase II cis-regulatory region sequence-specific DNA binding. The record is from RefSeq and is a predicted model, not a curated record. Bases 304 to 4041 code for a protein of 1245 amino acids.